Corticium candelabrum is the source of this 1262-nucleotide messenger RNA. RefSeq lists its product as uncharacterized. NCBI's taxonomy places the organism in Eukaryota, Metazoa, Porifera, Homoscleromorpha, Homosclerophorida, Plakinidae. Gene Ontology annotation, molecular function: nerve growth factor binding; death receptor activity; coreceptor activity. Bases 122 to 964 code for a protein of 280 amino acids. The record is from RefSeq and is a predicted model, not a curated record. The transcript is spliced from 3 exons. Gene Ontology annotation, cellular component: plasma membrane; cell surface. Gene Ontology annotation, biological process: Rho protein signal transduction.
GUUUACUGUCGUUGAGCUUGUUUGAAGGUCUAGAGUGCCCCGAAAAGUGCUGUUAAUUGCACGUUUUACAGCAGCGUUGUCGUGUUCGGAAGAAGUCAGAAGCAGAUCUAGCUCUAGAACGAUGAAGAUUCAGCGUUCUGUUAAUUUCACGCUACUGUUUCUAUGUGUUCUGGUCUUACCACAACUCAAGAUUUUCUGCCUUGCAAAGAGCAAUAUUUGCAAACGGCCAUACUUACCACACUCUUGUAGAAGAGCAGCAUGCGUAUCUUGUCCUGCCGGUUUUGGUGUUGUGACAUUCUGUAACGACGUAACCCCGACCGUGUGCGAAAGCUGUUCUGCUGGAGUAAACUAUUCCAGCAAUUCGAAUCCGUACGAGUCGUGUCGCAGAGUCAGCGAGUGUUCAGACGACAAAAUUGUUGUCAAGGAAGCAACGACCGUGAGCGACACAGAAUGCGACUGUCGCAGAGGAUACAGCAGAGACAGUCUAGGAGUUUGUCAUCCUGAUCGGAUUUCAACCACAAUAUCACAACACAAACAUACGAAAGCAGCAAUUUCCACAAAACAGAUUCCUUCGUCAGCAUCAACAACAACAACAACAGCAACAGCAACAACAACAACAACAACAACAACAACAGCAGACAAAACUACAGCGACUUCUGAUUCUCAGCCUAGUACAUCAUUGAAGCCUGUGCUAGCAACUGGAAACACUGCUACUGCUGAUUCUGUUUCUCUGUCGUCUUCACUGGGUGCUGUAGUUGGAGUUAGUGUUGUAGCUGCCGUCUUUAUUGUCAUCGUUGCCAGUAUAGUUGUAGCAUACAAAGUUUCGCGCAAAAACGUCAUGCCAUUUGGGAAAAGGAAAGAUGCCUUAAACAGCAGCAAGGCAAAUGACACGGUAUUUGCCAAUCAACAUUUUGAAAAGAAUUUGGACACUACCAGUCAUUCCUAUACUCUAACAACCCUCUAAGUGCAAGCCACAAAACCACAAACAUUUCUCUGUAGCAUCAGUAAACUGCUGUACUUGUAAUUUGUAUUACAUUUUGGUUUGAUUUAUAACUGAUUUUGAAUUUGCUACAAGUUCUCAAUCUGUAUAGUUCACCAUUGAACUCAUUUUUCGUCAUCUUGAUAUCAAUGAUAUUAUUUUAAAUUUAAUUGAUGCAGUUUCAUGAAGUCAGACUGACUGUCAGUUGCUGAUAUUCACAGUAUACGCUGCAAAAUAAUGUUGAAAGACAAAGAAUCAAAUAGUAGUCCAAUAGACAUGUGUC